Molecule: messenger RNA, 3284 nt
Organism: Nerophis ophidion (straightnose pipefish)
Lineage: Eukaryota; Metazoa; Chordata; Actinopteri; Syngnathiformes; Syngnathidae
Product: monocarboxylate transporter 1-like
Exons: 5
Coding region: 318-1742 (474 amino acids)
Biological process (GO): monocarboxylic acid transport; transmembrane transport
Cellular component (GO): membrane
Molecular function (GO): monocarboxylic acid transmembrane transporter activity
Source: RefSeq, a predicted model, not a curated record
CCUUGCUGUUAUGGUAGGAGGAAGCAGCAAAACAAGAUGAGAUCUCCCUCUGGACUGUUUAUUGAUCUAAUGCGGCCUGUGAACACAUGCCAAUAAUUGGAAGACAAACACGCUUACUGUUGUGCAAGUGGCAGGCUAAGGGGCAAACACAUAUGGAUAUGCCAAUGGCAGGGGUCUCAAACUCAAUUCACCUGGGGGCCACUGGAUGCAGAGUCCAGGUCCUGCUUUUGAAUCCAAAUUCUAUUUGGCCUGUCUGAGUCCUUCAGAGAUCACCUGCAGCACCAAUCCAUCUUCCACCGUCUUCCUUCUGAUCAGACAUGCCUCCACCAUUAGGAGGCCCUGCAGGAUACACCCCUCCUGAGGGGGGCUGGGGUUGGGCGGUGGUAGUGGGGGCCUUCAUCUCCAUUGGCUUCUCCUAUGCUUUCCCCAAAUCUAUAACGGUCUUCUUCAAAGACAUCGAGGUGAUCUUUGACGCCACGCCCAGCCAGGUGUCAUGGAUCUCAUCCAUCAUGUUGGCUGUCAUGUAUGCAGGAGGUCCAAUCAGCAGCAUCCUGGUAAACAGGUUUGGCAGUCGACCAAUCAUGUUCCUGGGUGGCUGUCUGGCAGGGUCAGGAUUGGUGGCCUCCUCCUUCUGCAACACUGUGCCGCAGCUCUACUUCUUCAUUGGCGUUGUGGGAGGUUUGGGAUUGGCGUUCAACUUGAAUCCGGCCCUCACUAUGAUCGGGAAGUACUUUUACAAGCGCCGGCCCAUUGCCAACGGCAUCGCCAUGGCCGGCAGCCCCGUCUUCCUGUCCACCCUGGCUCCCCUCAACUCAUGGCUCUAUGACCAGUUUGGGUGGAGGGGCAGCUUCCUCAUCCUGGGCGGUCUUCUGCUCAAUUGCUGCGUGGCGGGAUCGCUCAUGCGGCCCAUCGGACCCAAACCUCAGUCCGCCAAGCCUAACGCCGAGGUAGGAGCCGCCGGCGACUCCGUGCAGGCGCAGCCCAAGAAGACGGUCCUGCAGACCAUCAACUCCUUUAUCGACCUGACGCUGUUCAAACAUCGCGGCUUCCUGCUGUACCUGAUGGGCAACGUGGUCAUGUUCUUCGGCCUCUUCGCUCCGCUCGUCUUCCUCUCCAACUUCGCUAAGAGCAAAGACAUCAGCAAGGAGAAGGCGGCUUUCCUGCUGUCAGUUCUGGCCUUCGUGGACAUGUUCGCCCGGCCCUCCAUGGGCCUGCUGGCUAACACCAAGUGGGUCCGACCCAGAGUGCAGUACUUCUUUGCCGGCGCCGUCCUCUACAACGGCGUGUGCCACGUGCUGGCGCCCCUUUCCACCGACUACACGGGAUUUGUGGUGUACGCCAUCUUCUUUGGCUUUGCCUUCGGCUGGCUGAGCUCUGUGCUGUUCGAGACUCUGAUGGACUUGGUGGGGGCGCAGAGAUUCUCCUCAGCCGUGGGCCUGGUCACCAUCGUGGAGUGUGCACCUGUGCUGCUGGGUCCGCCGCUAACAGGAAGCUUCUACAACUACUACCACCACUACGACUACACCUACAUCUCCUCUGGCAUCAUCCUCAUCAUCGCCAGCAUCAUCCUCUUCGUGGGAAUGGGCAUCAACUACAAACUUUUGGACCGAGAGAAAAAGAAGGAAGCCAAUAAGGAGCCCAAGGAGGAGCGCGCCGCCAUGCUGGCGCCUGCCUCGCCUGCAAAGGAAAACGAUGCCGUCAAGGUAGAGCAGGAUUCCAAGAUGGACGAGAACACGGUUUAGGACAAGAAGACCGACUUAUAGAGCACCACACUAACAUCUUAGUUUCUUUGUUUUUCAAUUGAUGUGCCUGUGGGCAGCGAACACCGCCUGCCAACACAGCUUCUAGUUGCUUGAUAAGGUUGGUACUCUCAGGGUCUCCAGUUGCCAUGAGGCACCACACACACAUUCUUACCCCUCACUCCUUUGAGGGCUGGACAUUGCUCAUAGCACACCGUUGUUGUCCAUGUCAUUUAUGCACAAGAACAAAAGGAGGAACGCACUGAUUGUAAAAUUGAACAAAUUCUGUCUAAUACAUGAAAAAAUGCACAGUAGUGUACAUUCAAUAAUCACUUGAAGGAAAGAUUAGUGUAGCUCAUCAGGGUUAAGGCCACUUUAUUGUGGUGCACCGUGUAGUUUUGUCGCAAUGUGUCGAUCAAAAUAGAAACUAAAAACAAUAUGGACGAGACCACUCAGUAUUAAAUGACGCAAUUAGGACAGUGUGUGUGUGCGUGCGUGCGUGCGUGUGCGUGUGUUGCACACCCAACCAGCUGUGCUGCCAAAAUAGAACUUUAACUCCCCUUCUAUCACAGAAACAUAUAUUUUUGCAGUUUUUACAUGUUAGACGUCAAUGAACUGUGAAUAGUGGUAAGUUAGUAUUAGUUUUUUUUGUAUGUUGCCAAUCUGAGUUCAAAUGUGGGAUGAAAGUGUGUGUGUGUGUGUGUGUGUGUGUGUGUGUGUGUGUGUGUGUGUGUGUGUGUGUGUGUGUGUGUGUGUGUGUGUGUGAGAGUGUGCGUGUGUGUGUGCGCGCGUGUGUUUUGAAACAUUUCAUGCAGUGUACCACUGCACAAUGUGUGCUCUCAUCACAGUUUGAAAGGCUGUGGCAGAUGUUUUGUUGUUUAAGUAUGAAGUACACAACUUUAAAGGAGAGAUUUACCAGCAUAUUGUCUAUUUUUUUAUGGACAUAAACCACAGUUUUAAUCCUUUUAAAACUCAUGCACAUAUUUUUUAAUGACACAUGACCCUGCUGUCUUAGAAAUAUAUGCUUUAGAGUCCUGUCUGCAAAGUGUUUUUCGAUUUUAAGCACGUAAAAAUUUAUUAUUAUUCAACAGUAAUGCUGUAUUAACAAUGUUAUUUUCUAUUUGCAGGACUAACUUUAGAAAAAGUUUUUUUCUUUUUUUUUGCGCCUCCUGUACGUUGUGGUGUAAGACUACCCUCUACUGGACAUAUGCUGCAAUGUCUAUCCUUGUUUAUUAUGAACCAACACUAACCAAGUAAAGCAAAAUGUCACUUGAGACAAAAAAACAUGUGAAAAGUGCAUCCCCUGCUAUUCUUCCAGCAUUCUUAUUCAUUCACAGUAUUUUGAUCCUCAGACAAAAUUCAAGAGAGGGAGAAGACUUAAGUGGGAAGAAAACUUUUUAAUUGUACAAUUUGAAUGUUUCGAUGUCUUUGUUUGAGUUGUGUCAAAAGAAAAAAGUUUUUGGGCAAAUUAUAAGCAAUGUUCUACAGACGUGGGAGACUUCAUGAUAAGUGAUGGAAGGAAUUAUUAAAGAUUUCUAAAAUAAA